AUGGUCCACAGAUGCAUGAGGUGCCUUCCCACCUUUCCAAAUUACCAGAGGAAUUACAAAAAAGCCAUACGCCAGGCGUACAGCCGCAUAAAGGACCAAAACGCCCGGGUGGGUGAAGGUGUGAGCCUGAACGCCAGGUACGCAAGGCUGGUGAUCAUCAACAAGCACCUCGACGAAGAGCAACGGGAGCACGAGAUUGUGGCCAUGGGAAGGAGACACGCGGAGAUCAUGAAGGAGCAAGCUGGCUCCUCCAUCGCUGUUGGCGACCUCUUCAAGCCUGGCCCCGAUGGCUGGAUCCCCAAGGUGGUCGUGCUCCUGGGAGCUGCAGGCGUGGGCAAGACUAUGACAGCCAGGAAAAUCAUGCUGGACUGGGCGUCCAACAAGAUAUUUGCGAAGUUUGACUAUGUCUUCUACAUCCACUGCCGGGAGGGCAACCUCCUCACCAGAGAGGCCAGCAUGGCCAACCUCAUCAGCCAGUGCUGUCCCAGAAAGCCUCUGCCACUUGCCGAGGUGCUGGAGCAGCCGGAGAGGCUCCUCUUUGUGAUCGACGGUUUUGACGAGCUCCGCUUUUCCUUUGACCUGCCCCCGUCCAAGCUGUGCUCCCACCCUUGUGAGCAGAGGACGGUGGAAAUCAUAUUGAGCAGCCUCUUUCGCAAGAAGCUCCUGCCCGAGAGCUCCCUGCUCAUCACCACGAGGCCGACUGCCCUGCAGAAACUGGGCAAGUGCCUGGAUUGCGAGCGCUACGCCGAAAUCCUGGGGUUUUCGGAGGCAGAGAGGAAGGAGUAUUUCCAGAGGUUUUUUGAAAGCAAGGAGCAGGCGGCUGCUGCUUUCCAGUUCAUCAGAGGGAACGAGACUCUCUUCACCAUGUGCGUGGUGCCCAUCGUGUGCUGGAUCGUCUGCACUGUCUUGAAGCAGCAGCUCAGCCGCCCUGGGGGUCUCACCCAAAGCCCGAAGACGACGACGGGGAUCUACAUCCUCUACCUUUCCGCCCUGCUCCGGUCGCUGAGAGGCUCGGUGAAGCACGGCAUGCCCGGGCUGCUCAGGAGGCUGUGCUGCCUGGCGGCCGACGGCAUCUGGAAGCAGAAGGUCCUCUUUGAGGAGAAGGAGGUGCAGGGGUAUGCACUGGACGAGCGAGAAGCCCUCCCGCUCCUCCUCAACGAGCACCUCUUCCAGAAGGACAUCUCCUGCAUCAGCACCUACAGCUUCAUCCACCUCAGCUUCCAGGAGUUUUUUGCGGCGCUCUUCUACCUGCUGGACGAUAAAGGGGAGGCGCAGGACUGCCCCGCCGGUCCCACCAGGGAUGUGAAGGAGCUGCUGGCGAGCUACGGCAACUCCAGGAACUACUUCAUGCUAACUGUGCGGUUCCUCUUCGGGCUCUUAAACAAGGAAUGCAGGAGGGAGCUGGAGAAGGAGAUGGGGUGUAAAAUCGCACACAGUGUUACGCAGGAAUUACUGGCAUGGCUUCAAAACAGCCAGGAAACUCCCCUAGCUCUUCUGAUGGAGGAGACGACGGUGAUUCGCGAGCUGGAGGUCUGCCACUGUCUGUACGAGCUCCAGGACAACUGUUUUGUAGCCACCGCCUUGGAUCCUUUCACGGGGGUGUACCUCCGAGGGCUCAACCUUAACCGCUUCGAUCAAAUGGUCCUUUCCCUCAGCAUAAGAAACUUCCCCAAACUGGAGUCGCUGGAGCUGGGGCACUGCUCCUUUCUGUGGGACGACGCCGAGGACUGCACCAGCCUGCAGCCGCCCAAGCAGGAGUAUCGGUUUGACCAGUGUCAGCUCACAGGCGCCUGCUGCAGGGCUCUGGCCUCCGUUCUCAGCACAAACCCCACCCUGACGGAGCUGGACCUGGCUGGGAACGAAGACCUGAGGGACGGCGGCGUGAAGCUGCUCUGCGAGGGGCUGAGACGCGGUGGCUGCCAGCUGCAGACACUGCGGUUGGGCUGCUGCAACCUGACGGCCGCUGGCUGCAAGGACCUGGCUGCUGUGCUGGGCACCAUGCCCAGCCUGGUGCAGCUGGACCUGAGCGACAAUCCCCUGGAGGACGGCGGCGUGCAGGAGCUGUGCGGGGCGCUCGCGGGACCCGGCUGCAGCGUGCAAAAGCUCUGGCUGUGGCGGUGCCGCCUGACGGAGGCGAGCUGCGGGGCUCUCGCCGCGGUGCUCCCCGCCAGCCCCAGCCUGAGGGAGCUGCAUGUGGAGGACAACGAGCUGGGGGACGGCGGCGUGCGGCGGCUGUGCGAGGGCGUGCGGGGCAGCGAGCUGGGGGGCGGCGGGGGCCGGCGGCUGUGCGAGGGCCUGCGGGAUCCUGCCUGCCGGCUGCAGACGCUGAGCCUGCGGCAGAGCCAACUCACCGGCGCCUGCUGCGAGGACCUCUGCACCGUGCUCAGCACCAGCCAGACCUUGGAGCAUCUGGACCUGAGCGACAACGACCUGGGAGACGGCGGCAUGCGGCUGCUGUGUGAGGCGCUGGGGCAUCCCGCCUGCCUCUUGCAGAGGCUGUGGUAA
Messenger RNA from Nipponia nippon (crested ibis), 2505 nucleotides. NCBI's taxonomy places the organism in Eukaryota, Metazoa, Chordata, Aves, Pelecaniformes, Threskiornithidae. The record is from RefSeq and is a predicted model, not a curated record.